AAUAAACAAAAUAAAACACAUAAAUUAAGAAUAAAUUAAAUGCAAUAUAUAUGGGUACCGUGUAAUAUAAUUACAAUUUUAAAACAUAUAGUAACUGUUGUUUUCAGUUUCAAUAUACACCUCCCAAUCAAGUCCCCGCCCAUAGAAAAAUCACCCAUAGACAUGACAUAUUAGACCGGAACUAUCACUGUGUGGGAUACAGUUACCAUUAUACAGUCUCGCAACAAUGUCGGUCUAUGCUUUAACGUGUUUGCUCUUUAUAAUUGGUGAAUGUUUAGCAUAUUAUAACAGUCAAUGGGUGCCAAGUUUUUACUUGGGUACUUAUCCUGAAAGGUUUCAUACGUUAAGAAUGUCAAGGGGAUCAUGUAUUGUUUCUUUGAACACUCUUAAAAGCAAACAUUAUAAUGUAGAAAUACCUUUAAUCAACGGAACGACACCAGCAGGUUUUUGUGCGAUACUGUUAAAUAGCAUGGAGAACUCGAGUCUAGCCAUAUCAAUAGAACAAGGAUUGACAGAUAUAAACAACAGUUUAAUGAAUCAAAGCAUCAGACUAUUUAGAGUUAAGAAUGGGAAUUUGAAGCUUAUCCAAGAUGUAUGUGGAUCGGCUGAUGUCCCUGGUUUAACAUUGGCCGAAUCGAACACUGCUAUACUACUAAUAAAAGCAGACCAAAGUAUUAAUUUUUCAUUAAGCGUGUACACUUAUCAGUCUUCAAAUAUUAACAUGUAAAUAGACUAUUUAUGAUAAAAAUAUCUUUUCAAUCAAAAUUUUAUUUUGUAUUUCAUAAUUUUAAUGCUUUAUGAAUA
Messenger RNA from Myzus persicae (green peach aphid), 804 nucleotides. RefSeq lists its product as uncharacterized. NCBI's taxonomy places the organism in Eukaryota, Metazoa, Arthropoda, Insecta, Hemiptera, Aphididae. The coding region runs from base 227 to 727 and encodes 166 amino acids. The transcript is spliced from 2 exons. The record is from RefSeq and is a predicted model, not a curated record.